AUGAAAGCCAAGUACGACCCUGAGAUGUCGACGCAGAUUCUAGAAUGGAUCGCCGAGGUGACGGGCGAGUCGAUUAACACCGACGGCUCCGAGGAGAACUUCUACGAGGUGCUGCGCACCGGGGCACUUUUGUGCAAACUGCUGAACACCAUCAGCGAAGGCGCCGUGAAGAAGUACAACCCAAACACGACGAUGGCUUUUAAGUGCAUGGACAACAUCAACUCGUUCCUCCUUGGUCUGGACGCCAUCGGCGUUCCCGUGGAAGACCGCUUUCAGACGGUCGAUCUAUGGGAACAGGUUAAUCUGCACUCGGUCCAGAUUUGCCUGCAGGCAAUGGGCCGCAAGGCGCCCAAGUUUGGCGUCAAGGGCUUCGGACCAAAGGAGGCAAAUGAAAACCGGCGCACUUUCACCGAGGAGCAGCUGAAGCAGGGCGAGACGAUCAUCAACCUGCAGAUGGGCUCCAACAAGGGCGCCAGCCAGAGUGGCAUGACCUUUGGCAAGA
Molecule: messenger RNA, 502 nt
Organism: Rhagoletis zephyria (snowberry fruit fly)
Lineage: Eukaryota; Metazoa; Arthropoda; Insecta; Diptera; Tephritidae
Source: RefSeq, a predicted model, not a curated record